Molecule: messenger RNA, 3464 nt
Organism: Physella acuta
Lineage: Eukaryota; Metazoa; Mollusca; Gastropoda; Physidae
Product: metalloreductase STEAP3
Biological process (GO): copper ion import
Cellular component (GO): plasma membrane; endosome
Molecular function (GO): cupric reductase (NADH) activity; ferric-chelate reductase (NADPH) activity
Source: RefSeq, a predicted model, not a curated record
UUGGAAUGGAGUUGUGUGCUUGUGAAUGAAAACAUUCGGGUUUGAGAAUUUAGCGAACACACAGCUGUUAAACAAAAAGUCGCUUCUCUCCCUUGGCUACACACAUUCUUCGCAAUGACGAAAGCUUUUUUUAGUGGGACUAACAAUACCACACUUUAAGGUUUGGCGGAUGAUGUGAACGAAAAAAUAACGCGCCUUUUUACAGAUUGAUGUGCUAGCAGUUAAAAACCCUGACUGUCGUACAUGCAACCAGCUGUUUUUGUUAUUCCAAGAUGUAGAAUAAGAUGUGUGUAUAGUUAAAAGAAAAGAAGUUAAAUUAGGUGCCAAAUAUCCUUGUUUUUAAAAUCAAAGAACCAAAUUGUGAUAUACACGUAGAUAAAUCAAGAUGGCGGACGAGACUUUAGUACCACUAAUGUGUAAUACAACGAGGUCAAAGUUGAGGAACGGAAAACCUGUUGUCGGUAUUAUCGGCACCGGAAAUUUCGCCAUAGCCCUGACCAAACGUCUCACGAUGACCGGAUAUGAAGUGGUCAUCGGCAGCAGACGACCGGAGGCCAGGAAAGACAAUCUUCUAUUCACCAGGGACUGCCUGUGUGGGGUCGAGCUGACUUCCGUGUCCGAAUGCAUCCGGAAAUGCGAGGUCAUAUUCGUGGCCAUCCACAUGGAGGACUUCAAAUUUACACUCCAGCCUUUCGCUGACGCCACGACGGGUAAGAUUAUCAUCGACGUGUCUAACCGCGAGUUCCGGUACGCCGCCCACUCCAACGCCGAACACCUGGCCACCGUGUUACCCAACGCCCAAGUCGUCAAGGGCUUUAACUCUAUAUCCGCCUACACCAUGGAAUCUUUCGGGGAAGCCGGCGGCAACCAUAAAGUUUUCAUCGCCAGCGAUCACCCCACGGCCAGAGCGAAGGUCGGAGACAUUGCAAAAAAUAUGGGCUUCCGCGUCGUCGAUGUGGGCGGGCUUAAGUCUGCCAGAUUUUUGGAGGAGUUUGUUCUCAAGGUGUUUUCACACUGGAAGGUGCCGAUUUUCUUGACGUUCGGCAUCUUCAACCUGUGGUCGCUGUAUAUUGUGUAUAUCUACUUCAUAGAGGCAUCGGAGUUCAGCUGGGAGCAGAUUUUCUUGAAAGUGCUGAACAAGCCUCUGUGUAUGACCGCGAUAACCGUGCUAGCGCUUACAUAUCUACCAGGUCAAAUAGCUUCAGUGCUGCAGGUGUACAACGGCACCAAACACAAACGGUUUCCGCGCCUCUUGGACACCUGGCUCCAGAGCCGGAAACAGUUCGGUCUGAUCAGCUUCCUGCUCGUGACCAUCCACGCCAUCGCCUCCACCCUGAUGAUGUCGCCCACCUACUACAGCUCGUGGUACCACAGGGUCACCGUGACCCUCCCGGCCAACUCGACCUUGACCUCGGACCUGAUCCUCUCCGGCAGCAAAGCCUGGAUGGUCUGGAAGGGGGAAGCGGCCUGCCUGGUUGGGAUCACGGCUUUUGUGCUGAUGGCCGUCAUCGCCGUCACGUCCAUCCCUUCUGUCGGGGAGUCCCUCAACUGGUCAGAAUGGAGGUGCGUCCACUCCAAACUGAGCUUCGCCAUGCUGGUCCUCUCCGUGGGUCACGUCUGCAUUAUGGGGGCCCCGGGCUGGGUUAAAUCCGGACCAUGGAAAAGUUUCCGUUCUAUAACCUGCCUGAGUAUAUUACUUCCCCUUCUAGUCAUACUCCUUCGAUUAAUCUUCAGUUGUCCCCCUUUGAGUGGGUACCUUCGGAAAAUCCGCCGGGGCUGGGAGAGGGUGAGUGAGGGUGACCUCCCUGCAGUGGUGACUCGGGCGGAGAACAGCAUCACCACGGUUCAUGAUUUCAAUGAAAAGAUGGCCAACGGGUACGACGGCAUCCAGCUGGAUCGGUCUUGUUGCUGCGACAACAGCGUCGGUAACCCACAGGGCGAGGUCAAGGUCACCAAGCCGUCCACGUCCGUCAAUGCCCAGUGUGAGUGCUCUGCUGUGUGAGAUUCGUAGGGUGGAACUUGUCGUAUUACAGAACUUGUCAUUUUAUGGAAGUGUAAUAAUAAGGCAGUGUAAUUUUAUCCAACUUGUCAUUUUACUGAAGAGUGACUUUAUGUCUCUUGUUAAUUUAUGGAAGUGUAACGUUAUGGAGCUUGUCAAUUUAUGAAAGUGUACUUUUAUAGAACUUGUCACGUUAUGGAAGUGUAAUUUAUGGAACUUGUCACGUAUUUGCCACGUAUUUAAAGACGUGUUAUUGUAAAGACGUGUAAUUUUAUCAAACUUGUCAUUAUCUGAAGAGUAACUUUAUGUAUCUUGUCAAUUUAUGGAAGUGUAACUUUAUGUAACUUGUCAAUUUAUGAAAGUGUAAUUUUAUGGAGCUUGUCAUGUUAUGGAAGUGUAAUUUAUGGAACUUGUUGCUUUACAGACGUUUUUAAAGACGUGUUAUUCUAAGGACGUGUAAUUUUACCGAACUUGUCAUUUUCUGAAGAGUAACUCUAUGUGUCUUGUUAAUUUAUGGAAGUAUAACUUUAUGGAAUAUAUCAAUUUAUGGAAGUAUAACUUUAUGGAAUAUGUCAAUUUAUGAAAGUGUAAUCUUAUGGAACUUAUCAUUUAAUGUAAGUGUAAUUUUAUGGAACUUGUCAUUUUACAGAAGUAUUAUUGUAAGGACGUGUAAUUUUAUCGAACUUGCCAUUUUAUGGAAGUGUAAUUUUAUAGAACUUGUUAAUAUAUGAAAGUGUAGUUUUAUAGAACUUGUCAAUAUGUGAAAGUGUAGUUUUAAGGGCUUGUUAUUUUAUGGAAUUUUUUUUUAGGAAGUUGUCAUAUUAUGGAAGUGUCUCUUAUGGAAAUUUGAAUUUUAAGAAACUAAUUUCAUACAACUUGUCAUUUUAUGGAAAUGUAAUUUUAUGAAAAUUUUAAUUUUAUGAAACUUGCUUUUUCAUACAACUUGUCAUUUUAUGGAAAUGUAAUUUUAUGAAAAUUUUAAUCUUAUGAAACUUGCUUUUUCAUACAACUUGUCGUUUUAUGGAACUCGUCAUUUUGAGAAAGCUGCCAUUUUGUUGAAUUUGUUUAACUGAAUUUUGACCAUUUAUAAAACUUGAUACUUCUCUGUGGAACGUGUCUCUUUGUCACACUGAAUUUUUCCUGUUGGUCUUUGUGACUAUUGUUAGGCCGAGCGUUGCGUUAGCGUGCAUUUUUUCAUUCAUUACAAUGUUAUUAAAAACACAAAGUGAUAUGUUUUAUGCAUUAGUUGUGUUUUACCCAUCAAGGGUAGAAACCGUGCGCGAAAUGUAUAGUGUCAGAAGCAUAAAGGGAAGCAACCUAUGUAUAAACUGUCAUGUGACUACGACAUAAAGGGAAGCAACCUAUAUAUAAAUGUGACUACGACAUAAAGGGAACCUAUGUAUAAACUGUAUUGUGAAAGAUUAAAGGAAGCAACCUAUUUAUAAACCGUCGUGUGACUGAAACA